Molecule: messenger RNA, 5849 nt
Organism: Acanthochromis polyacanthus (spiny chromis)
Lineage: Eukaryota; Metazoa; Chordata; Actinopteri; Pomacentridae
Product: zinc finger Y-chromosomal protein 1
Exons: 7
Coding region: 2121-4361 (746 amino acids)
Biological process (GO): regulation of transcription by RNA polymerase II
Cellular component (GO): nucleus
Molecular function (GO): DNA-binding transcription factor activity, RNA polymerase II-specific; RNA polymerase II cis-regulatory region sequence-specific DNA binding; metal ion binding
Source: RefSeq, a predicted model, not a curated record
GUGUUUGUGUGUUUAGCCCUCCUGCUAGCUGGCUACUAUAGAGCCGCAUCAGUGUGCACCUAACGGAGCAUUGCAUCUUCAUUUUGUGUUUCUUACACCCUCCAUGUAUGUCGGUGCAGCCAGCUUUUCCUAAACGUAUGUUUUGGCCGUGACAGUCGGUCUUUGCAUGUGUAAUCAGUGCUAACGUUACUCCAGUGGUCAGUUGGAGACAUUACCGUGGAUCAUCUCAUCGGGUUUUGUGCUAUGUUUAGUCUCGCAUGGAUGAGCUGCUAAGUUAGUCCGACUACGAGUGCAGGUAUUAAUGUAUAGCUGGUGUCUUUUAGCUCACUGAUGCUCUGUUGUGCGCCACAUCUCAACACACCGUUGUCAUCUUUUUCCACCUGGAGGUGGGGGAUGGUACAUUCAGUGGAAAUUAAAUGGCACCCUGGCUGCAUCGUUUUCUGUUUACAUCUCUGCAUCCCCCCUGUGUUUGUUUCACGGAGAGAUAUUUUUUUGGUCGCUCAUCAUCUCGCAGUGGCGAAGGUGUUACCAGUUUGGCUGUGAGGAUUAUUGUGGGGAAAUGUGUGAUUUUAAUUUUGGUGACUGUAAGUAGUGAUGCGGAUAGCAAUUAUGCCACUGGUCAAUUCAUUUGCUGUCCUUUGCCGCAGACAGAAACUAACAGUGUAAAAAUCAAUUUUCCCAAAUGUGUUCUGAGCAAUUUAAUAUUCCCCUUUAAGAAAUCACGCAUUUUAAAUUGCAGUUGUAGCAGGCAAUUACCACUGAGGCAAGACUUGUAAUUUUUGUUGCAAGCUGAAAUUAUGCUGUGUGCAUGUAAAUAUAUGUGAAUAAAACAAAUUUAGCCUUCCACAGACAAGAAUGCUAUGUUUAUAUCAGGUUCUCAGAAACCUAUACAAGCAGUAUUUAGUGCAAAAGAUUUUUUUUCUGGAUAAUUACAUAUUAGGGGUUGACUGAUUGAUUGGUUUGACCAGUUACCUAAUUUGAUAUUCAACAGUUUUCAGAUUAUUGAUGUGUUUUCUUUUCUUUUUAAUUAUUUUGAAGAUUCUCGAUAAAUAACCUAAGUUAAUUUUAAAGUGUGCUUCUGUGGCUGUCAUGCACCGGCUCUCUAUCUUGAUACCAUUCGGCUUCCUCAAGCAAUGUCUUGUCAACAAUGGUGUCUGAUCGGUAAAGCAUCACUAAUAAAUACCUUUCAAAACUGAAGGAUAAAGGUUGCAAAAUUAGGUUUUCAUCAAAUAUGUGUACAGUCUAAAAAAAAACCAAGAGUUUUAAUGAAGUUCACUGUUGAGGUUUAUGUUGUUCUAAAUUUGGACACCAAUAUUUUUAUUUUUGCUGCCAAUGUAUUUAAAUUCCAAAUAUUGGUUGUUGUUCUCCUUGAACACUAAUAAUCUAUCAUUUCGACCCUGAAAGACCAUCUUGGUUGACCCCUAAUGUGUCUUAGCAUGUUAAGGUCAUGCUGCAGUAGUUGUGCAGUUCCAAGCCAGCGGUCUUUCUAUCAUGUGAGUCACAUUAUAUUGUUAGAUUACCAAUUCACACCACAUUUUUCCUCAACAAGCCUUGGAUAGCAUGCCUAUUAUGUCUUUCCAAGGGUGCAUCUUGAAAGAUAUUGCUCCUGUAUUGGUUAACACACUGCGUUAGUCACAUUUGCGCCUGCAUCUUGUGAUUCUGCAAUGAAAUCAAAACGGUUUCACAUCACAUUAAUGACCAUGAACACACAUUAGUAUUGCUUUUGUGGGUGCAGAUUGAGAUCCAGUUGUAUCACGCACAGCAUACAAAACAGAACAAUGUUUUAAAGAUGGAUACUAAUCUGUGUCAUUUUAUAUGAUGCGAUUAACAUCUGUUGUCUGAGAAAAUUGACCAAAAUUGAUUGGUCCAGUCUGCUGCAAUAUUUAAGUACCAUACUGAGAGACAUUGCUUAACAUAUAUGAGCAUGUACAAACGGACUGAUUGAAAUUACUUUUGCGUGUAAGAACAUAUAAUUAAUAACUAAUCUGUUCAUUAUUUAAACUACAGGCAUUUGCAAUGUUUUUCUGUCGAGCUUUGCUUCCAACAGUUUUGACCACCAGAGAUCUAAGCUUUUUGUCAUUUGCUUUCAGCUCUCCAGUAACAAAUGCAGUGCGAGGACAAUGGAUGAGGAUGUCACCAGGCUUGCAAUACAUUCUGAAGAGCCUAAAAUAAUAUUACACGGAUCGGAUGAGGGUGGUGCCGGCGGGCAGGAGUUUGUUGUGGAGCUUCAAGAGACUGUGUUGGUGUCAGAAGGCGAGGGGGAAGGCAUGGCGGUUCACAGGUUUGCCCCAGACGAGCUAGUCAUCCAGGAUGCUGUUGAGGAUGUGGUAUCUGAGUAUGUGCACUGCGAUGAAGAUGAAGAUGUUGCUGUAGAAACCUGCGUGAUGGCUCUGGAGGGCGAGGAGGAAGGUGUUGCCAUGGGAGACAUCCCUGAAGAUGGGCUGGACCCAGAGCAGCAGGAGGAUGACCAAGACGGCUGUGGAGAUUAUCUAAUGAUAUCCUUGGACGAAGCUGGUAAAAUGGUGUCUGAGGAUGGAACCGAGGUGACAGUGGAGGGAGCUGUGGAGGACCAGGAAGUGGAGAAGGAUGAGGAUGGACAGGAGGUGAUCAAGGUGUACAUCUUCAAGGCUGAUUCUGGAGAGGAUGACAUGGGAGAGUCUGUUGACAUCAGUGAUGGGGACACGGAGAGCAUGGCGUUGACGGAGUCUUCAGGCCAAACACUCAGAGAGAAGAUGGUUUACAUGUCCGUCGAGGACUCUCACCACAAUCAAGGAAGCCAUGGUGGGUCCAAGGUGACUGAUGAGGUUUAUAUGGAGGUGGUGGUAGGAGGCGAAGAGCCAGUAACUCACGACCGCUCGUAUGACAGCGUGUCUCUAAGCAAGGACUUCAUGCCUGUGGCCUGGGCAGCUGCUUAUGGUGCAGAGGACAGCGAGAGUUGUGAAAACCGGAACGGUGCAGCCUCGGCACUGCUGCACAUCGACGAGUCGGACGGGGUUGAUGAAAUCAAUAGACAGCGCAGCAAGAACAAGAGACGGUCAGAGCCUCGACAGGUCCAGACAGCCAUCAUCAUCGGUCCGUAUGGUCAGCCGCUGACAGUUUACCCCUGUAUGCUUUGUGGUAAAAAGUUCAAGUCGCGAGGCUUUCUGAAGCGCCACACUAAGAAUCACCACCAGGAUGUUCUGACCAGGAAGAAGUACCAAUGUACGGACUGUGAGUUCACCACCAACAAGAAAGCCAGCCUCCACAACCACAUGGAGGUGCACGCUCUGAGCAGCAAGGCCCCUUUUGAGUGUGAAAUGUGUGGCAAGGAGUUCCACCAGCAGGCGGCGCUGUUCUCUCACAGACUGCAGCAUCACCACCGGGAGCCCAAGAACCAGCCGCCUCCACCGCCCACCAAGAUGCAUAAAUGCAAGUUCUGUGACUAUGAAACUGCUGAGCAAGGACUGCUCAAUCGACACUUGUUGGCCGUUCACAGUAAGAGCUUCCCCCACAUCUGUGUGGAAUGUGGAAAAGGCUUUCGACAUCCCUCAGAGCUGAAGAAACACAUGCGCACACACACUGGCGAGAAACCUUACUCCUGCCUGUACUGCGAUUACAAGUCGGCCGAUUCCUCUAAUCUGAAAACGCACAUCAAGACUAAGCAUAGCAAAGAGAUGCCAUACAAAUGUGAGCGCUGUUUUCAGACCUUUGCGGAGGAGGAGGAGCUAAUGCAGCACGGACUAACACACGAGGAGAAUAAGACCCACCAUUGUGCCCACUGUGAUCACAAAAGUUCCAACUCCAGUGACCUAAAGCGCCAUAUCAUAUCUGUUCAUACCAAGGACUAUCCACACAAAUGUGCUGUGUGUGGGAAAGGCUUCCACCGGCCGUCUGAACUAAAGAAGCACUCGGUAGCCCACCGCACUAAGAAACUCCAUCAGUGCCGGCACUGCAACUUUAAAAUUGCAGAUCCUUUUGUUCUCAGUCGCCACAUCUUGUCUGUCCACACAAAGGAGCAGCAGGCCUCACCUGAAAAGAGUGAGACUAAGAGGACAGAGACACACACUCCUGUUGCAGCACCUAAAAAGUCUGCAGCUAGCGGGUCGAGCGCCUCGGGUCCACCAGCUCGAGUCAGUGCAGCCAGCUUAGCCAGCAGUGUGACUGUAGUUAUUGGCAAAGGACAAAAAGAGAGGAGAAUUUACCAGUGCCAGUACUGCGACUACAGCACCGGGGACGCGUCGGGUUUCAAGCGGCACGUGAUUUCCAUUCACACAAAAGACUACCCGCACCGCUGCGAGAUCUGUUCGAAAGGCUUCCGGCGACCCUCGGAGAAGAACCAGCAUAUCAUGCGCCACCACAAGGACGUGGUGCAGGCAGAGUGACUCUGACCGAGCCAAAUACUGUGCCACAACAAAGAACAAUGUUGAAACAUCCAUCGCACCCCAAUCACUGCACCCUCAGCACCACACCGGUCACAUUGAAACAGCGUGGUGUGUGCUGCACUUAGUCCAUUCUGUUGUGUUGCUCUUUUUGAUCCCCAGCCUAACGUUUGUUCAGAAAUGUAAACACGUGUACAUAACAUUAAUGCUGUCAGAGUUAGCAACCGAGCCCCUCCGUAGACUUGCACUUUUAACUGCAUGUCCCUUGCUGGUGACAGUGUGCAUGGCAGAUUGUGCAGACGUCUCUUUGUAGAUACACAUUUUUUCUUUUUAAUUUUGCAGGUAGCAAUCAGUUCUCAAUCACGAUGGUCCUAAUUAUUUGUCUUAAAGCUGAAGUGUAAUUUUCAAUAAUGUUUGCGUCAUUUUGUUAAGAUGUACUUAACACAGCAGUAUGGAUUAGCAACCUGUUCCCAGUAGCACUUGGUAAAAUCUUGUGUCUGAGUGUGUGUGUGUGAGAGAGAGAGAGAGUGUGAGUGGGAAUGUGAGGGACAAAAAAAGCAACUGUUGUGCUUCCUGGUACUCUGACCCCCACCACUCUGUAACAUAAUGCUUUUUGUUGUGUUAAGGAAACACAACGCUGACUGUGUGUGGAGAAAAGAAGCAGUUACACGUAUGCACAUAAAUCGUGACACGAUCAUUACCACAUCGCUUGAUUAUCACAUGUCCAAUAUUUCUGUUUGAAGUCAGUAAGUGUACUGUAAGUUAUUCAGAAUAAGUGCCCAAAAGAGAAGAGAUGAAGUCCUGACUGACAGUAUUUAACUCAUUAAUGCUACCUGGGGAGUGAAAUCCCAUGAAUUUGAAACAGCAGCUUCCGUGUGAGAAAGACAAUGUUGCCUCUUCACGUACGUUUUUGACGUUUUAACCAUGAUGAGCUGUUCAUACAGAUUUUUUUUUAACACAUCUAUGAAUUCACAUAUCGGUUAAAUCAGAGAAGAAACAUCAUCUACAAGCACCAGUAUGGUAUCAAUAUUAGGCUGGGUUAAAAAAAAUACAGACUUAACAUCAGUGUCCCAAUAUAACUGUCAUCUAAAUGGGAAUCGAACAGUAUAUCCGAUGCUGCUGUUAUGAUACUAUGGACUAAACACUUUGUUUUCGCCAACACAGAUGUACUUUUGCCAGUAGAAAGGGAAAAUGUAUAUCUUUUUAGAUGCAACUUCAGACGACAGGUGCUGGUGGUGUACAUGUACUUUGGCUUUUUACAUUUUUUUUGUUAUCACCUGUGAUUAUUUCUGUUUUUAUAUUUAUUUCAUUUACAAGUUGUUGUAUAGGUAAGUGUAACUAGACUUCUAUGGGACGUAAAUUAUUGUUUUGUAUACAAAUCUGUACAAAGCGUGUAGAUGUAAACACUUGAUAAAAAGGAAAUCUCAACUGUGUUGUUAUGGAUGUACUUCAACGUAUUUGUUAAAAAAGAUAAUAAAGCAAAGUAUUUUA